CCCAAAUUUCACGCAGUGAGAAGAAGCUGGUAUUAUCAUUUUUAGUUUGCUUUUAUUUUAUAUGUUCUUACCCAUUUCCAAUUUCCUCCAAGUUGAUCCAGAAAGUUCUCAUGCAUGAUCUCAUUUGGCGACAAGCUUGUAAUUUUUUGGCUCAAAAUGUAGUUACUGAAUUUUAUUUUUUUAUAAAUGUUCUGAAGAAAAAUGUGCAACCAUUUUCGACAUUGCAUUGCAUUCUGUGAUUUAUCCAGAAGAAAAGACAUUGCCUUGCAUUCUCUUAAUAGGCCAUUGUGGUUUUUUUGGGGUCAUUAGAGACCGAAUGCUGAUGGGUGAUCGUUAAUUUGUGACUUUUGCCGAUUUCUCUAUCUGGGUUUCAAGGUAUGUUUCUCUGGUACUGAUCUUUGCCAUGUUCGAUAUGUCCGUACAUGGCCUUUUUUAGCUGAGCUUAAUACUUACAGAAAUGCUGACCUUAAACAGUAAUUUUGUGUUCAAAUUUCGUAGCUUCUGUAAAUUACAUAUCUUGUUGGUUCAGAAAUAAAGUUGUUGCAGAUGGUUGUUAGAUUAUAUGAUUUGUGCAUGACUAACAUUUUAAUACUGAAGCUCCAUGUCCUUUUAUUUUGGGCCGUAAUAAAUUCGUCUCGCUUUUCUUAAUUUGAAAACAUUUUUUAGAUUAUUUAUUUUAUAAGAAAAUUUUCAGGCACACCUGACCCUGGAUAUAACACACAAGAGAUGAAGAGUCCAAGUUCACAGCUACAUAGUGCUGCAAUAUUUCCAUCUCCAGCUUUUUUAUGGAGGUUCAAGGUACUACUUUUCAUGAUAUGGGGAUUCAGUUGUUGCAAGAUUGGAUGGGAUUCUGUCAUGAGGAUGAGUGCAGAUUUGCGUAAUUUGUUCUUAUAUGAGGUGUUUUUGUAUUAUAACCCUCUCCUCCUAGUGACCUUGAUGGUUUGGCUCUGGGGAGUUAACUUAUGGGUUUUUUCACAGUCCAAUGUUGGUUAUGCAAAAAUAUUUGAUCUUGAUCAAAAUCACCUCACUCACAAAGAAAUAUGGAAGUGUAGCACUUGGAUGACAAUCAUUGUCCCUACUAGCAUGACCGCAUACCUUUAUUUUUACUCCAAUGGAAAUGUAUCAUUGGCAGCAUUACAACCGGUAUCCCUGUAUAUUGCUGUUGCUAUGGUUCUGAUAUCCCCCUUUGAUAUUUUCUAUUUGUCAUCUCGUUACCUCUUGUUAAGGACGCUAUGGAGGAUAGCUCUUCCAUUGCAGGCAAUAUCAUUUCCCGACUUUUUUUUGGCUGAUAUCCUUACUUCUAUGGCAAAGGUGUUUUCUGAUUUGGAACGUUCGGUUUGUAGAAUGGUUCAUAGGCAGGUUGCUACUAUCGCCUGGCUUGAAGCUGAUUCAGUUUGUGGCAGCCACUCAAUUGCAAUCCCUCUAGUGCUUGUUUUUCCUUAUCUUUGCCGUUUAUUUCAAUGUCUUCGUCAAUUCAAGGAUACAAAAGAAAAGACAACCCUUUUCAAUGCUUUAAAAUAUUCGACUGCGGUCCCAGUGAUUUUUCUUUCGGCCCUUAAAUAUCAUGUCUUCCCUGAUAGGUGGACAAACUUCUACUCCCCACUUUGGCUUCUGUCAAGUGUUGUUAACUCUCUCUAUUCCUUCUACUGGGAUAUAGCUCGAGAUUGGGACUUGAGUGGUUUCUCUCGGAUUUUCAAGUUCAGCAGAUCGAGUAUGCUUUCGAACAUGUUCUAUGGACGAAAAUGGGUGUAUUUCUGGGUAAUAGGAAGCAACCUGGUUCUGCGAUGCACAUGGACGUACAAAUUGUCUUCUCAUCUCCGUCACAACUACUUGACGGUGUUUACAAUCACUGCAUUGGAGAUUCUUCGGCGCUUUCAAUGGAUAUUUUUUAGGGUUGAAAAUGAGUGGAAUAAGAUUAGCAGGUCAAGCCUUGAUCAGCUUCUUCCCAUGACUGGCAUCCAAGCAGAAGAAGAGAUGUUACUUGAAACCAACAACCACAUUGUAUAGAGUAUAUUUAGCAACAAAUUUCAACCUUGAGUUUCUUUUGUUUGAUUCUAAGCUUAGGUUAGCUAACAUCGUACUUCCAAGUUCCAACUUGACUCUCAAGCCAUCACAAUUACAUUUCUAAAGCACAAGUUCACGUUUUGACCUAUUUUCCCAGUCCAGAUCUUUCUUAUCAUCCAAGUUUUGUG
Prunus dulcis (almond) is the source of this 2192-nucleotide messenger RNA. Its product is annotated as SPX and EXS domain-containing protein 5-like. Gene Ontology annotation, cellular component: cytoplasm; membrane. NCBI's taxonomy places the organism in Eukaryota, Viridiplantae, Streptophyta, Magnoliopsida, Rosales, Rosaceae. The transcript has 12 exons. The record is from RefSeq and is a predicted model, not a curated record. The coding region runs from base 727 to 2007 and encodes 426 amino acids.